Sphaeramia orbicularis (orbiculate cardinalfish) is the source of this 5786-nucleotide messenger RNA. Its product is annotated as breakpoint cluster region protein. Bases 755 to 4600 code for a protein of 1281 amino acids. The record is from RefSeq and is a predicted model, not a curated record. Gene Ontology annotation, molecular function: GTPase activator activity; guanyl-nucleotide exchange factor activity; protein serine/threonine kinase activity. The transcript is spliced from 23 exons. Lineage: Eukaryota; Metazoa; Chordata; Actinopteri; Kurtiformes; Apogonidae. Gene Ontology annotation, biological process: intracellular signal transduction; positive regulation of GTPase activity; protein phosphorylation. Gene Ontology annotation, cellular component: membrane.
AGCAGGAGAAAGGAAGGAGAAGCGUGUUUUAAGAGGUAAAAACGACGCGGAAAGUAAAACGUAAAAUGUUUGUAAAUCUGGGACGUCGGGGUGAGGUUGUCCAGUCCACAUCCACCUGAACUGGAUCUGAAGACAACAACUUCCUCAGUCCUAAUUUUCAUCGUUGGACGUUUUCUGCCUUUAAAAUGCGAAAAAACCCACUUUAUCAUUAGAUUGUCUGUUUAGUAUUUGUGUUUACAUUUUAGUGGGAAUAUAUAUAAGUGCUGCGUUCACUGUAAUCUGCUCUUCCUGGACAGUCUGCUGAGAAACAGGGCUCUGGUGGAUAAUCUUUGUAUUUUUUCGCAGAUUUAGUGUUAUCUUAACUCUCAUCCAUGUGGCCCCUCCUCCUUGUGCUGCGACUGUAAAGGCUGACGAGGAGCCAAAACACCAGAGGACUGUGAGUCAGUCUGACACCAAACCCCGAGGAAGACACAGAACCUCCAGAGAAUACAGGAGCACAGGCAUUUACCUCACUGUUUGACGACUUUAUAUAAAGGACUGGAGAGUUUUCACCCUGAUUUUUUCCCUUUUAAGGAUUAUUUUUCUCCUGUUUGUGAGUAGAGAGUUCUUUUUUCUUGCAGGAUUCUCUGCUCUGAUUUCCUUUCUUUAUUGUUGCACCAUGGAAGUUGUAAUUUAUAGACACAUAAGCUUAGUUUUAGGAUUGUCCAUGUUUAUGUUCUUGGUUGAUUGAUUGUUUUAUGUCAGAGUAGUAAGAAUGGUUGAACCGGUGGGGUUUGUGGAGGCAUGGAGAGCCCAGUUCCCUGAGUCAGAUCCCCCCAGCAUGGAGCUCAACUCACAGGGAGACAUUGAACAGGAAUUGGACAAAUGCAAGCAAUCCAUCAGGCACCUGGAGAAGGAGGUGAACAAAGAGCGCUUCCGGAUGAUCUACCUGCAGACUUUGCUUGCAAAAGAGAGGAAGUCGUACGAUGGGCAGAGGUGGGGGUUUAACAGGACACCACAGGCAAGUGAUGGGGAUCAGGACAGCCAGAUGUCCCAUACAGAUGAGGGGUCGGUGCAGGAGCAGCAGAGAGGGGUUAUCAGCAAGCCGGUGAGGUGUAAACCACAUCCAGAAGCAGAGGUGGAUGGUGCAUCCCCAGCUAAACAGAAAGAUGGGAUGUCUCCAGUCCGUCAAGACUCAGAGCUGCCGGAUUUCCCAGUUGGCUCCGUGGCAGCGCUGAGAUCCAACUUUGAGCGCAUCAGGAGAGCCAACUCUCACACAGCUGGGGAUGGCAGAGGGUUGUCAGUGAUGGGUGGUCCAGACAAACCCUUCUAUGUAAAUAUGGAGUACCAUCACGAGCGAGGGCUGGUCAAGGUCAACGACAGAGAAGUCUCAGACAAGAUUAGCACCCUGGGGUGUCAGGCCAUGCAAAUGGAGCGUAAGAGGUCCCUGCACUCGCUUCCAGGGAACCUGUCUGCUGCCACAGGGGACAUAAAUAAGUCUGUUCAUAGAGGGAGGUCCGCUGAGGGGAACUGCAGCUUCAAUGGGUCAUAUGACGAACCAGAGGUCAACAGCACAAACUUCCAGAAAGACAAUGUGGGCCGAUCAAAUGGUGGGAAAUCCACAGAGUGUCAGCCCUACACUACUGUAUACGUUGGGGGGAUGAUGACUGAAGGGGACACCCGGGUCAUCCACAUCCGGGACCACGGUAUAGACGAGGACGCCCACCUCACCUGGCCGAGGCGCUCAUACUCUCCCGGCAGCUUCGAUGACGUAGGAGGAGGCUACACUCCAGACUGCAGCUCAAACGAGAACUUGACAUCCAGCGAGGAGGACUUCUCCUCAGGCCAGUCCAGCCAUGUGUCUCCCAGUCCCACCACUUACCCAAUGUACAGGGACAAAAGCCGCUCACCUUCCCAGCAUUCCCAGCAGUCCUUUGAGAGCAGCAGCCCACCCACGCCUCUGUCUCAGAAACGUCUGAAGCAGCAGGUGAUGGUGUCCGAGGCUUCCAUCAUUGGAGUCCGUAAAACGGGUCAGAUCUGGCCCAGUGAUGGGGACUCCACCACGUCCAGCAGGACCUCUCAUGACAACAGUGUUCAAGGAGAUCUGGAGGCUCCAUACAAUGAGACCCCUCCGUCCUAUGGAUACGACCUGGAGCCCUCGGAGGAGCACCAGCCCUUCACCGGAUCUCCUUCCUCCUCACCGCGACUUCGCUCCAAGAGCCGGAGCAGCCGGGACACCCAGUCUUCAGGCUCUCUGGAGUCCACGCUGUCGGUCGAGUUGGAUCAGGAGAAGGGGCUGGAAAUGAGGAAGUGGGUUCUAUCAGGAAUCCUGGCCAGUGAGGAGACAUACCUGAGCCAACUGGAGGCCCUUUUGAUACCCAUGAAGCCUCUUCGAGCCGCAGCCACCACCUCCCAGCCGAUGCUGACCAUCCAGCAGAUCGAGACCAUCUUCUUCAAAGUGCCGGAGCUUCACGAGAUCCACAAAGACUUUUACGACGCGCUGCUUCCUCGAGUCCAGGACUGGAGCCACCAGCAGUGUGUGGGCGACCUCUUCCAGAAACUGGCCAGCCAGCUCGGUGUGUACCGUGCCUUUGUGGAUAACUACAAGGUUGCCGUGGAGACGGCAGACAAGUGCUGCCAGGCCAACUUGCAGUUUGCAGAGAUAUCUGAGAAUCUGAAGGUCAAAAGCACAAAGGACUGCAAAGAUCAGUCGGCUAAAAAUUCACUUGAAAACCUUCUCUACAAACCUGUCGACAGAGUGACGCGCAGCACUCUCGUUCUACAUGACCUUCUGAAGCACACGCCCUCCAGCCACCCAGACUACCCUCUGCUCCAGGACGCCCUGCGUAUUUCCCAGAAUUUCCUGUCCAGUAUUAAUGAGGAGAUCACCCCACGCAGACAGUCCAUGACCGUUAAGAAGGGAGAGAACCGGCAGCUACUUAGGGAUCGCUUCAUGGUGGAGCUGGUUGAAGGCUCCAGGAAACUUCGUCACGUCUUCCUCUUCACAGACCUGCUGCUCUGUGCGAAGCUGAAGAAACAGGCUGCGGGGAAAGGACAGCAGUAUGACUGUAAGUGGUACAUACCCCUGGCAGACCUGACCUUCCAGACCAUCGAGGACUCUGAGUCCACUCCGAUCCCUCUGGUUCAGGAUGAGGAGAUCGAUGCCAUGAAGAUCAAAAUCUCUCAGAUCAAGAAUGAGAUCCAAAGAGAAAAGAGAACGACCAAAGGGCCCAAAGUUAUCGAACGACUGAGGAAGAAGUUGUCAGAACAGGAGUCGCUGCUGCUUCUCAUGUCGCCCAACAUGGCGUUCAGAGUGGCCAACAGAAAUGGAAAGGGUUUUACAUUCCUGAUUUCCUCUGACUACGAACGAGCAGAGUGGAGGGAGAUCAUACGAGAACAGCAGAAGAAAUGUUUUAAAAGCUUCUCUCUCACAUCUCUGGAGCUGCAGAUGCUCACUAACUCAUGCGUGAAACUCCAGACUGUCCACACAAUUCCAAUGUCAAUGAAUAAGGAAGAUGAUGAGUCCUCUGGUCUGUACGGCUUCUUAAACGUCAUCGUCCACUCUGCGUCAGGGCUCAAACAGAGCUUAAACCUUUACUGCUCCCUGGAGGUAGAUUCCUUUGGCUACUUUGUCAACAAAGCCAAGACACGUGUUUACAGAGACUCUACGGAGCCAAACUGGAACGAGGAGUUUGAGAUCGAACUGGAAGGCUCUCAGACGCUCAGGCUGCUCUGCUAUGAGAAGUGCUGCAGCAAAACAAAGCAGAAUAAAGAAGAUGGAGAGAUCACGGACAGGAUCAUGGCCAAAGGGCAGAUAAAGCUGGAUCCCCAGACACUGCAAAAUAAAGACUGGCAGAGGACAGUUAUCGCCAUGAAUGGGAUUGAGGUGAAGCUUUCGAUGAAAUUCACCAGCAGAGAGUUCAGCCUGAAGAGGAUGCCUUCACGGAAACAGUCGGGUGUGUUUGGAGUGAAAAUUAACGUGGUGACGAAACGUGAACGCUCCAAGGUCCCCCUCAUCGUGAGACAGUGCGUGGAGGAGAUUGAGCGACGAGGGUUGGAUGAAGUGGGAAUCUACCGGGUCUCUGGUGUCGCAACUGACAUCCAGGCGCUGAAAGCCGCCUUCGAUUCCAACAAUAAGGAUGUGUCUGUGAUGAUGAGGGAGAUGGACGUAAACGCCAUUGCUGGAACUCUGAAGCUGUAUUUCCGGGAGCUGCCGGAGCCUCUUUUCACAGACGAGUUGUACCCAAACUUUGCUGGAGGCAUUGCUCUCUCUGACAGCGUGGCCAAGGAAAGUUGCAUGCUCAACUUGCUGCUGUCGUUACCAGAACCCAACCUGGUGACUUUCCUCUUCCUACUUGACCACCUUAAAAGGGUCGCUGAAAACGAGAGCGCCAACAAGAUGUCUUUGCACAACCUGGCCACUGUCUUUGGUCCCACUUUGCUUCGACCGUCUGAAAAAGACAGCAAAAUCUCAAACAGCUCCCAGCCCAUCUCCAUGAACGACAGCUGGUCUCUGGAGGUCAUGGCUCAGGUGCAGGUCCUCCUCUACUUCCUCCAGCUGGAGAGCAUUCCUACUCCGGACAGCAAACGUCAAAGCCUUCUCUUCUCUACUGAAGUAUAACACAAGUACAGACUCGUCCAUAAAUGAGGAACCGAGGUGUUAAACAGAAGAGCUGCGUCCAGAGGGGCCAAAGCUGGUUUACAGAGAAGAUGCUCCUUUUGGCCACCAGGGGGAGCCAUCAACACAUGACUGGAAACAGGGUCACCACAAGAGAUGAAUGAGCAUGUGUGAGGUGUUUACUUACCUGCUGUGUCAGUGAAAGACUUUUCCUCAAUGGUGUAUGGACGAAAUAUAUCAUUCCUGCUUUUAAUUUAACUUAAAUUUAACUCCAUUGUUUAAAUACUUGGCCCUUUUCUGUCACUGUGCACAUUAGCUCCACAGGAGGAUCUGUGUUGUUGCUGGAUUUUGUAAGAUUUAUUGCUGUGGGUGAAUGAUGGAUGAAUGUUGAAUGUUUGAAUAUAUUUUCAUGUUUCUCCACAUGAAAUGUUUGACUUGGUUGAAAGCUCGCCUGUGCCAAUGUUUCCCUGCUGAUGACCAAUAGAACAUUUCAGUUAACCUAAUGUUUACACUCUUAAUUUUCACUUAAUUUUGUACAGAUUUGAAACUACUAAAGCUGUAGUCGUCACACAACAUGCAGGCAUGUUGACCGAACCUGAAGCGAUUUGUAUAGUGACCUUUUUGCAGUCCACGGGUUCCUCUGGUGGCCUCCAAGUAGAUGGUUUAUGUUUGGAAGGAGGUAAAAGUUAGAGAUAACAGGACAUCACAUAGACGAGGCCUAAUGCUUCCAUCCACAAACUGAGUUCUCUGCCGUGUAAUAUUUUAAUUUGACUUUUGUCCAUGUUUGUUUUUUCGUUUUCUCCACGUAUCGGUGUUAUAUACUACAUUCCUCCCCUCCAGUGUUCUUCCUUUAGGACAAAAGCACUGCUGUAGAAACAAGAACACCUGGAGAUUAUACUUAUCUGCCAUACCAAAUGUUCCCUGACCGGACUCCUGAAGCGCGAUGAUUCACUCAUAUCUAAGCCUCCCAGAUUAUUAACAGGUUCAUCCUCCACAUACCGAGUAUUACUUUCAGAGUUGUGUGAGAGCACAUGAUGUGAUGCAAGUAUUCAAAUACGUCUUAGCACAACCUGUAACCUUAAAUGCUUGUGAUUCAUGCAAAAUAAGCAAUAAGUAUUGAUUCCUAAGGUAAGCAAUGAACAGUGUGUCUCAUAUGUAUGAUUUAUGUAAAUAAAACUAGGUAAUAUUA